Molecule: messenger RNA, 2622 nt
Organism: Alosa sapidissima (American shad)
Lineage: Eukaryota; Metazoa; Chordata; Actinopteri; Clupeiformes; Clupeidae
Product: tumor necrosis factor receptor superfamily member 12A
Exons: 5
Coding region: 136-537 (133 amino acids)
Biological process (GO): positive regulation of apoptotic process
Cellular component (GO): plasma membrane
Molecular function (GO): protein binding
Source: RefSeq, a predicted model, not a curated record
UGCAGCGGCUAGAGGAAAUGACUCAUACGAGCGCGUGGGUGUGGGCGCUAUUAAAACAAGGCUGAGAGUACUUUGGGUGAGUCAUUCAAACGCAGGCCGUGCCAUGGUGAAAAACCAUUGUGGCUUUUUAAUCAGAUGAAAUUUCAGGUUUUGCGUGAGUGUUUCUUAAGAGCUAUGGAUACGAAUACUAUAUUAUGUGCUCUCUGUGGGAUCCUAAUGGCAGCAACCAGCAUCAGUGGAGUAAACACGCAAGCAUGCAGGCCAGCAGAAGUGUGGAAUCCUGACAUUGACGAGUGCAUUCCCUGCUCCUCUUGCCAGCAGUACCCCAAAACCCCAUCAUGUGAAAAAUGUACUCGUGUUCAUCCGGGUCCAUCUGACGCCUGGCGCCUGGCGGCCAUCACCAGCCUUUCUGUGUUGGCCACUGUGCUGGUGUUCGGUGGGCUGGUCAUUGGGGUGCUGGUUCUCAAGUGUAGGACGAAGAGAAGCACCCUACGAGAGCCUAUCGAGGAGACCACAGGACCACUCUACCCUUUGUAGCUGCCCAAGUUGUUUGAUUCUGCGUGUGAAGGAACCAAAGGGCUUGGGACAGGGAGCUCCGCAUCGGCGAACUGUUACUCCAGUCAAUCCCCCUCUGGCCAGGACUCCGACCACAGAGUAUUCUUUGAGUAGUGAUAUUUGACUAUUCUAUUUAUUGUACUGGUAGCUGACAUGUAGAUGUGCUCAAGAGCUUAAAGUGACAAGACUAGUAUGGACUGAUCCUGGACCAGCCAGGCCAAGGACCCGCCAGACCAGACGGACCCCCAGAAGGAAUGGCACCUCGUGCUGCACCUCCCAUCCAGCACUGGCCCUGGUGGGGGGUGGGGGGGGGGGGGGUGGAUUGGGGGAGCAGAGGUGCCCUUCCGAGUGCAAUCAUCUCAUCGGAUUCUCCUGGAGCUAGAAAAUCCAUGUUAUUCCUAAUUUAUUUUUCUUUCCAGUCUAGUUUUUAAGCCCCCUCAAGACACACACGGAAUCACACUGUUUUUGUUCAGUGGUGUGGAGAGCUGUGAUUCCCUAUAGAUAAGUGCUCUUAAUAUUAGCCUGACCCUGCUCUAUGGUAUUGAACAUACUGUUAGGCAUUUGAGACUACUUUAAAAACUAGCUGCCUUUUCUUGCGACAAACUAUUUUGAAUCUAAGGGCUUUCUAAUACUUUUUACCUGCAUAACCCACCCCAAACAACCUCUGGGACAUUCCCUGGUCUUUAGUCUGGCACAUGGCUUCUUGAAUGUACAAAGUUGAGCAACAGCACAUAUUUUAUUGAGUUGUCUUUUGAUAGGUCAUAGUAUUAAUACGUUACUUCCAUGCUUAAACAGUAUGCACUUAACAUGUUGUCAAGAGCGACCUCACAGUCUGGAUGUAUGCUAAGUUUUGACACUGACGUGAUGACUGCCUGUGGUGCCUUUUUAAAAAAAUUUUUUUUUUAUUCUGGAGAGUCUGACGCGUGCGCAGCAUCUGUGCCUCAGGGGACACGCAGAGGGAACAACAACAUCUCUCUCCUCCCUUCUGCUUGCCACAGCUGCACGCACGCCGUCAAAUAGCCAAGAAUACUGGGAAGAAGAAGUAGUGAGGGUGCACACAAGGGGGUUGGCGUGAACGACAGUGGGGUAGCUCGCCGCAGAUCAUGCAUUUUCGUGAGUCUCCAGACCGCCACAGUUCCUCAAUUCCCCGUCGCUCUCUUAGGGCAGGGACGGGGGGCGCUAUCUGUCACUGUUGGCCGUAGGCCUCAGGGCUUUCACAGUUCACUGUCCUCCCCCUCUCAAGUGCAAGUGCAUCAGACACAGAUUUGAAGGGCCUUCCUCAAAAGGCUAGCCUACCUCGGCAAGGGCCAGCUAUGCGCUGUCACUGAGUCUGCUGCAGAAUCUAAACACGGCUAUUUGAGUCUUCCCAGAGAUUAAUGGACCUGAGUCACAUAGUGCCUUAGUCAGGAGUCAGGCAGGCGUAAACGUAAACCACUGCCACUGGUGUGCAUCCUCUCUUUGCAGGACCAUUCAGAUAAGCAUGUGUGUAAGCAAAUUAAAGCUAUUUUUGUUUUUGAACUGCUGGUCAGCUAGUCUGACAAUGACUUUAAAAUGUCUCACAGUUUGAUGCAGGAGAAACAAAAGCACACCCCAUGGCAACUGUCAGAAACACCAUUAAGCUGGUGUCUGACUGGACACCACGACAAGCACGACUGGGACGUUAGUGUAGUGGUGUGCAUGGUGGGUGAAGGGGGUGGGGGUACGGCAUGAGCGGAUGGGUGAAGUUAUUGAAGCACAAAGCCCUAGUUUCACAGACUGCCAAACGUGGCGAGAUGACACACGUUACUGACAGAUGACUCAAUUUUUAUCAGUUUAGUAGCAGUACUGUUUGCAUAUUUUCCCAUUUUUAUAAGAACAUAAGUCACAGCUGUGCAGUGUCUGUAUUGUUGCUAUACCGACCACGAGGAAACAAUCCCCAGAUGUCACAAUGUGAAGCAGAAGGGUAGGUUUACAUUAGGUCACCUUCUCCGAACCUAGAUGGCUGUUACCAUGGCAUCAGUGUUUACCUAUGGUGGGUCUGUAGAACAUGUAUUUGUACACAUUAAAAAAGUUUAUAUGGAAAACUAA